GCAUGGGGAUGUCGAACGCUAUAAAUUAGUCGAACUUCGAUUCUCUUGGCGCCCAAUUCACUUCAGUCACACACUAUGAUAUGCCAAUAUCCGCGGGCUCGAGAAUGAUGUAAAAAGAGCUACUAGGUUUUUUCUCCGUCGUUGUCUUUCGAUUUAACAAUGGAGAAGCUCGGAUUUCCAAGCGUGAAGAGGUUAAACCAGUUGAACUCACUGUCUGGUUUGGUACAAGGAACUGCGAAAACGUUCUCCUCUUCGCGUUCCGUUCCAGAACCCGCCUCGUCGGGACGUUUUGUCAAUUUGAAGAUUGCUGCAGAGAGGAUGAUGAAAGAUCAGGCUUCUUUGAAGACUGAUCUGGAUAUGGCGAAUGCGAAAUUGAGGAAAUCAGUGGAGCACACACGUGCUUUAGAGGAUAAACUGCAGAAUGCCUUGAAUGAAAAUGCCAAGCUCAAGGUGAAGCAGAAAGAAGACGAGAAGUUGUGGAAGGGAUUGGAAACGAAAUUCUCGUCGGCUAAGACACUGAGUGAUAAGCUCUCCGAAACAUUACAGAUUUUAGCAAGUCAAGUUCAGGAUGCUGAGAAAGACAAGGAGGUUUUAGAAGCCAAAUUAUCUUCAAGUUCUACAGCUGUUGAUGGGUUAAACCAAAGAAUGCAAGACUUGUGUAUAAAAGUAGAAUCUGGUGAAGAAACAAUAAGAAAUCGUGAGAAGGCGCUGGCGAAGCUCAAAAUUGAGAAAGAGGAGAAUUGUAAAUUGUACAGAGAAGAACAGCAGAGAACUGCAAAUCUGAUUGAGGAAAAAGACUCUAUGAUCAAGAGAUUUGAAGAAACAGUUGUGGAGAACAGGUUGAUCAUAGAGGGACUGAACUCUAAACUGGAUGAGGCACAAUUAGAGUCAAACUCGAAAGAAGAAAAAAUUAUUAGUUUGAUAGCCUCACGAGAUGACUUGCAGAAGGAAAAGAGUGAUUUGGAAAUGCAUAAUGAUGAGAUUCAUAAGAAAUUAGAUGCGUCACUCUUGGAGAUCAAAAACCUUGAGAAUCUCGUCCAUUUUUUGAUUGAUCAGCUGGUUGAAUUUGAUCGUCAUAACUCAACUUUUGAAGAGAAAUUUAAUCAGCUAACCCAUCUAAAUGACUCUUGCUUUAAGCUGGCCAAUUUGGAAAGGGGUUUUGCUUCGGAGCUGGCCCAAAAGAAAUACAACGACCUCCAUGAAAAAUUUAUUUGUGUAACAUCAGAAAAAAAUGCCCUCGAAUUGAUUAAUGUCGAAUCACAACAAAAGGUUGAUGAACUUCAGAAAAUCCAGGAAUCACUAAUGGCACAGCAUUCAGAAGAAUCUCGUUUAGCAGGAGGGAGAAUUCAGAAGUUGGAGUCUGAAGUAGAAACUCUUGUUUCUGAAAAAACUGAGACAGAAUCAUUGGUUUCCAAGUUAGAGGAGAAAAUUGGUACUUUGUCAGAAAGUUCAAGAUCAUCUGAGAGUAAAAUGCAAGAUUUGUUAAAGAAGAUUUCUGCACUAGAAAUUGAGAAUCAAUGUAAUGCAGAAAAAUUGGAGAAAGAGUUACACGAUAAAGCAGAAGAGAUAGAUACUUUGAUGAAGGAGAGCAAAAAUUAUAAACAACGUGCAGAAAUGCUUGAGGUAGAAGGAGAUCAACUUCGCAAUGUUUUGAAGGAAAAGGAAGAGUUUAUUCUUUUGUCUAUGGAUCGUGAGAAGAAGCUAGAAGAAGAAAAUAAAGAGAACCAAGCUCUACUGUUUUCUGCUGAAAUGAAGCUUUCCGAUGCUAAAAGACAGUAUGAUUCAAUGCUGGAGAGUAAACAGAUGGAGCUAUCAAGACAUUUGAAAGAUAUAUCUCAUAGAAAUGAUCAGGCUAUCAAUGACAUCCGGAACAAGUAUGAAAUGGAGAAAUUGGAGAUUGUUAACAAGGAAAAGGAAAAGGCAGAUCAAGUUUUACAAGAGAUGGAAAGAAAUUGUGAACAAAGCCUAGCAGAAGUGAAAGAAGAAUCUAGGAAAUGCCUGAUUCGCAUUCAGGAAGAACAUGCUGCUCUGUUGAGUCAAAUUCAGCAAGAGCAUACCAGAAAUGAACAAAUGUGUAAAGCCAAACACAAUGACGAGUUGCAGCGUGCUCAACUUCAUGCUGAGAACGAAUUGAAAGAGAAAUUGACGUCACUGAGAAGUGAACAUGAGGCUCAGAUGAAAGCUUUGAGAUGUCAAAACGAAGAUGAAUGUAGGAAGCUUCAAGAGGAAUUGGAUCUCCAAAAAACCAAAGAAGACAGGCAGAGAGCUUUGUUGCAAUUGCAAUGGAAAGUGAUGGGUGACAAGCUACAAGAGGACCAAGAAGUGAAUUCAAAGAAGGACUACUCCAUGUCAUCAAUCAAGAUGAGAGGUUCGGGUGGUUCCAGAAAAAGCAAGCGUGCUCUGAUUAGAACAGAAAAUGAUGAGGAAUCACCUAACCAGCAAGCAACUCAAACACCAGUAUCACAGUUGUUGAAGACCGUGGAGGACAUAAACACAGGAAGUAUUGCAAAUAUCCCGAAGCACCAUAAGAAGGUUACUCGUCAUGAAUAUGAAGUUGAAACUACAAAUGGAAGGACGAUCACUAAAAGAAGAAAAACAAAAAGUACAGUUCUGUUUGAGGACCCGAGAAAACAUAACAAAACUCCAAGAAGAAAUACCCCCCGAGGUCCUGUCAAGACAAUCAAGGGUGGGGAUCAAUCACGGCCUUCAAACAUUGGUGAUUUGUUUACGGAAGGGUCACUGAAUCCCUAUGCAGAUGAUCCUUAUGCAUUUGAUUAGAGUGUAGAAUCUUCAGCCUUCGAUGUUCAUUUGGCUGUCUUUGUUAUCCAAAACAAAUUCUUACCUAAAAAACUUACUCUGCACGUCAAGAUGUUCUCAAACCCUAAAAAAGAAUAAAAACUACAAGAACGAACUCUCCCUUCAGGUACUUCAUCCAUUGAAAAUGAACUUAUAGCUCGGAUGGUGGUGGGACUUGAAGAGAGAGAUGAGAAGGUGAGCAUUCAUUGUUUCUCUCACAAAUUGGUCCAUUAUUCAAUAGGGCAGAGGGAUAGAUAUAAGAUGACUUUGUUGCCUGCUUAUUUCAUUCAACUCUUCUUUGUGUGCUUUUUUAUAAUGAACAUAUUUUUCUCGUCCAAUUGAAUGUUAUGUACCUCACGGUGGUUGUUUA
Messenger RNA from Cucurbita maxima (winter squash), 3166 nucleotides. RefSeq names its product synaptonemal complex protein 1-like. Bases 160 to 2778 code for a protein of 872 amino acids. Gene Ontology annotation, biological process: reciprocal meiotic recombination. The transcript is spliced from 19 exons. NCBI's taxonomy places the organism in Eukaryota, Viridiplantae, Streptophyta, Magnoliopsida, Cucurbitales, Cucurbitaceae. The record is from RefSeq and is a predicted model, not a curated record.